Molecule: messenger RNA, 1032 nt
Organism: Porites lobata
Lineage: Eukaryota; Metazoa; Cnidaria; Anthozoa; Scleractinia; Poritidae
Source: the annotation of a GenBank genome assembly
AUGAUUGAUCCAAAUCACGAAUUUGAUGAAGAAGUGGUACAAUUUUUUAAUUCCGUUAAAUUUCUCGGAGGCGAAAGAACUGUUAACUUUGUCAGGGGUCCAAUGUGGCAUGGAUGUGGUAAAGGAGGGGAACUUAGACCAGAAUGUUCCAAACCAAAUCUUGGUGGGCCAUCAAGAACAAUGCGGAAUAAGCGUUGUUCUGGAUAUACAACCAAGUCUGGCAUCGUAAAACCUUGGCUUGAUUCAUUUCUCCAGCUGUCGGAAGAUACAUCGGAUGUGAAGCCAUUGAUUGAAACAACAAUCAUAAAAGCAUUUGGCGUUGCUAUGGAGAACUAUGGUACUGCCUUAAAACCAGCCAUACAAUAUGACGAGAAACAACAGAUAAAUGUUGGCCUUAAAGAAAGAGCUGACAUUCGAUUUGUCAACUCAAAUCCAGAUCCGAAAGCAGAAUAUCUGAAGGAAAACAUUGUAACAGAAGCAAAUGUUACUUACCUUUCCACUGCUGAUAACACUGUGGCGAUGCCCGUCAGUGUACUUUAUAAGCCAAAGGCUGGAAAGAGCAGAGAAGAAAUGAAACAGCAAUUUCUUAACGAGGUUGAUGUCCUUCAAAUGUGCCACUCUUGCAUAAAGGUAGCAACUUCAAAUGAUCACAUCCUUGAAAAGGAAGCAGCGGCCAUUUGCAACAGCCUUUGCAAUACGUGCAUUGCAAUGAAAACUGUUUGUCCCGAGUGUAAAGAGCAAGGGCAAACUAGUGUCAGGCCGUCCUUAAGAGCUUGCCAAAGAUGUCUGGAAGCUGGUCAGCAAUGUGUAAGAGCUGCAGUUUUGGUUGUUGCAACUGACUGUGAAUCUGGCAAUAAGAAGGCAUUUGAAAUGAUAGCAGAGAGCAGAACUAACGGAACUUUAGAUCCACGGUCUAUUUUCAUUUGUCUUCCAGAUGCUGUGCAUGUUGGCAAAAGUCUGAAAUGCAAUUUCGCCAACUGGAUGGUACUGCUACGCAAUGAAAGAGAUGCUUGUCCAUGCUUCACACGAUAA